This is a messenger RNA of Cajanus cajan (pigeon pea), 1850 nucleotides long. The record is from RefSeq and is a predicted model, not a curated record. NCBI's taxonomy places the organism in Eukaryota, Viridiplantae, Streptophyta, Magnoliopsida, Fabales, Fabaceae.
CUCACUCCUCACAAUUGGACCGUUACAUUUAUAACCUCACCCAUUUCACAGAGAGAAGCUGUAUUCUUCUUCUUCUUCAUUGAGAAAAAUGGAGUCCCCAGGAGCCAGAAAAAGCGGUUUGAAGCUCCCAGCUGGGAUGUCAGGAGGCACGCUGCGGCUGGACACAACGAAAGCAGCAUCAGCAUCAGCAUCAGCAUCAGCAUCAGCAUCAGCAUCAGCAUCAGCUUCAGCUUCGUUUCGUUCGAUUUCGAGCAUUACUUCCCCUUCUUCCUUCCGGUCCAUCUCCAACCUGACAUCCCCUUCGAAAGCGAACUCGUCGACGUGCAGCGACAGGUUCAUUCCGUGCAGGUCGUCGUCGCGGCUCCACACGUUCGGGCUGGUGGAGAAGGGCUCGCCGGCGAAGGAAGGGGCCAACGAGGCCUACUCCAGGCUUCUCAGAUCGGAGCUCUUUGGUCCUGACUUUGUUUCUCCUUCUUCGCCUGCAGCUGCUCCCCACUCCCCCAUCAGUCCCACCAAGAACAUGCUCCGCUUCAGAACCGAUCACUCCGCCCCACCCUCUUCGCCCUACUCUCCCUCCGUUUUGGGGCCGCACAAUGCUUUUGCUUCUGACUCUUCUACCCCGCCUCCCAAACCUCCUAGGAAAGUUCCCAAGACACCCCACAAGGUUUUGGAUGCUCCAUCACUUCAAGAUGACUUUUACUUGAAUCUGGUGGACUGGUCCUCACAAAAUGUUCUUGCUGUGGGGCUAGGCACUUGUGUUUAUCUGUGGAGUGCUUCAAACAGCAAAGUGACUAAGCUAUGUGACUUGGGGCCUUAUGAUGGAGUCUGUUCUGUUCAGUGGACACGGGAGGGUUCUUUUAUAUCAAUUGGUACAAAUCUUGGUCAAGUCCAGAUUUGGGAUGGAACACAGUGUAAGAAGGUCAGAACCAUGGGUGGGCAUCAGACAAGAACUGGUGUUUUGGCAUGGAACUCUCGCACUUUGGCUUCUGGGAGCAGAGAUAGGAACAUACUUCAGCAUGACAUGAGGGUUUCAAGUGACUUUGUUAGCAAGCUUGUAGGCCACAAGUCUGAGGUGUGUGGAUUGAAAUGGUCAUGUGAUGACAGGGAACUUGCUUCUGGUGGUAAUGAUAAUCAGCUUCUGGUAUGGAAUCAGCACUCUCAGCAACCAGCUUUGAGACUCACCGAGCACACUGCUGCUGUGAAGGCCAUUGCUUGGUCACCUCAUCAAAGUGGCCUCCUUGUGUCUGGAGGUGGAACUGCUGAUAGGUGUAUUCGUUUUUGGAACACUACAAAUGGCCAUCAAUUGAACAGUGUUGACACUGGGAGCCAGGUAUGCAACCUUGCUUGGAGUAAAAAUGUGAAUGAGCUAGUAAGUACUCAUGGCUACUCCCAAAAUCAGAUCAUGGUGUGGAAAUAUCCAUCAUUGGCAAAGGUUGCAACUCUAACUGGCCACAGCAUGAGAGUGCUGUACCUUGCAAUGUCUCCCGAUGGACAGACUAUAGUAACGGGUGCUGGGGAUGAGACUCUUAGGUUUUGGAAUGUUUUCCCAUCAAUGAAAGCACCUGCCCCGGUUAAGGAUACAGGCCUUUGGUCAUUGGGGCGCACUCAAAUUCGAUGAUCCAUUUGAUGCCAUAUGGAACAAGGAAGACGAGGAAAAGCUAUCUUAAUAUUUUGUGUAAUUAUUGAUUAUCUGUAUAUGAAAUUAUACUGCCAUGUGUCAUUACAAGUUUGUAUCAUACAUCAAACACGGUGUAGAGACUUACAAAUUGUAAAGUUUCCAUUUAAAUCUAAUAUUUUAUUUGUGAUAAUAAUCGUUUCAAUUCAUCGUAAAGUCUGAUCUUUUAUGAUGG